Molecule: messenger RNA, 1936 nt
Organism: Cicer arietinum (chickpea)
Lineage: Eukaryota; Viridiplantae; Streptophyta; Magnoliopsida; Fabales; Fabaceae
Product: pentatricopeptide repeat-containing protein At5g15010, mitochondrial-like
Molecular function (GO): protein binding; mRNA binding
Source: RefSeq, a predicted model, not a curated record
CGCUUAAAGAGGGACUUAUUUUUUCUGUUUGUAUCACAUUAAUUCCAGUAGCAGUGCAAGAAGAGAACCAAAAACUUGAGAAGAAGAAGAAACAUGAUUGUGAACAAGAGAAAGAGAAGUUACAAUUCAGUUUCGUCUCUAUCACCAUCAACCUCAAUCCCUCAACACAAAUCCCCAGACUCUCCCAAACCAUUACCACUCAGCAAAAUUAAAUCCCUCUUCGAAAUAAUUUCCACAAACCCCUCAUUAACCGUCGAAAAAUCCCUCGAAGAAUCAUCUAUAAAUGUCACACCACAAGACGUUGAACAAGUCCUCAAACUCUCUUACCGGUUCCCUGCUCAAGCGGUCAAAUUCUUCCGUUGGUCCGGUCACCGCAUCAACCACAACCACACUCCCUACGCUUGGAAUCUCGUCAUCGAUAUAUUAGGCAAAAACUGUUUAUUCGAUGCAAUGUGGGACGCCGUUAAAUCAAUGCGUCGUGAAGGUUUACUUUCGCGUUCAACUUUCGCUUCGAUUUUCUCUAGUUACGUUAACGCCGAUAGAAUCGGUGACGCCGUUACGACUUUCGAGGUUAUGGACGGUUACGGUUGCGUUAGGGAUGUUGUUUCUUUGAAUUCGCUUUUGAGUGCUAUUUGUAGGAGCGGUAGGACUGUUGAAGCUUGUGAUUAUUUGCAAUUAGCUAAGAAAAUUGUUAGGCCUGAUUCUGAUACUUAUGCGAUUUUGAUGGAAAGUUUGGAGAAUGAUGGAAAUGUUGUUGGUGCUAAAGAGACUUUUGCUGAAAUGGUUAUUGAAAUUGGUUGGGAUCCUAAUAAUGUUCCUGCUUAUGAUUCAUUUUUAUGUGCUUUGAUUAAAGGUUCUGAUGGGAUUCAUGAAUCUGUUAAGUUUUUUGAUUCCAUGAGAGAUAGGAAAUGUUACCCUGGGAUUAGGUUUUUUAGGAUUGCUCUUGAUGAGUGUGUUAGGUUUCAUGAUAUAAAGAGGGCUGAAUUUUUUUGGGAGGUUAUGUUGGGGAAGACUAAGUUGCAGCCGACUACGGCUAUGUAUAAUUCCAUGAUUACUUUGUGUUGUUAUCAUGGUGAUAUCGAUGCUGCCAUGAAGUUGCUUGAUGGAAUGGUUUAUAAAGGGGCUUUUCCGGAUUCGCUUACUUAUAAUUUGUUGUUUAGGUUUUUGAUUAAGGGAAGGAAAUUGCGGGAGGCUUCGAGGAUGUUUAAUGAGAUGGUGAAAAAUGAGUGUGUGCCGGAUCAGCUUAAUUGUGACGCGGCUGUUAGGGUUUACUUGGAUAAUGGGGAUCCUGUCAUGGCUUUAAAAAUUUGGAAAUGUUUGGUUGAGAAUUACCGCGAGGAUUUGGAGGAUACUGCAAAUUUGUUGGUAGUAGGGCUUCGAGAUAAUGGUAGGGUCCCCGAGGCAGUUAAGUAUGCUGAGCAUAUUAUUGGCAGAGGAAUCAAGUUAACUUCUUCUACGUUGUCGAAGUUGAGACAAAGCCUUGUCAAAGAAAGGAAAGAGUUUGUGUAUAAUGAACUUUUAGCAAAAUGGAAAUCCUAUUAGUUAUUGAUCUGGGGUUCACCUGCUUGCAAGAAGAAAAGGAAAGUGCAAUAAGAUAUGAGCUAUACUGUGAGUGGAUUGAUUUUUUCGAAGAUUUAUAGACAUACAAUUUUUGUAAAUGGAUUGUCUGGUUGAUCCUAUUGAGGUGUCAAUACGCACACCCUGCAGGUCUGACCUUGAAUGUUCUGUUCUAUGUAAGUUAUUUAGUAUUAGUUGAAAAGGGUUAUCAAAUUACAAUUCAUCUAAUUCCCCAUUGCUUUCAGUGUAUUUAGGCUCCAAAUUUUGUUAAUAGUUGUCGUUAUGAGAGACCUAUAAGACACUGCAUUGUCAUUAGACUUAUACAUAAAAUUCUUCCUGGCAAGCCUGCUUGAAAAAUUGAUUCUACUUACUAGAUUGA